This is a messenger RNA of Owenia fusiformis, 1030 nucleotides long. NCBI's taxonomy places the organism in Eukaryota, Metazoa, Annelida, Polychaeta, Sabellida, Oweniidae. The record is from the annotation of a GenBank genome assembly.
UUUUUCAUCCUAACUGAAUUUCGGGCAUAAACUCUACACUACAUGUAUAUGAUUCGAUAAACUAAAAUGUUAUGCCUAAAAACUUCAUGUAUUACCUGAUUCAGCUACAGCAGAUGCAGAUGCAGACAAUAAGUAGUUAAAGAAGAAACUGUUUGCUAAAUUUGAUUUUUCCGCUCCCAUACUCGCAGAUUUACCCAGAAUGCAACGCAAAAUGAGUUCCGGUGAAAAUGUUUCUGUGCAUGGAUUCACAGUUCUUCCUGUGAAGUUUGAUGAGAAGUCUGAUGGAUUUCACCAGUUAUUUCUUAAAGAACACAGUGUGAGAGAAACACACAAAAGUAAACCUACAAAACGCACACUAUUUGUACUGAAUGUGCCACCAUACUGUAACGAGGAAUGUCUUAAGAGACUCUUCACAGUGGAGGAUUGUGGCAAAGUGGAAGAUGUCAUACUACAGAAGAAACCCUCUUCCACAGCAAAGCCCAAAGAGGAAUCAACAUUUUUUAGAACUGGAGAACUCAUAAAGGGAUUCAAGGUUGCUUAUGUGGUGUUCAGAAAAGAAAAUGCAGUACAGAAGGCAAUCAAACUGCCUUAUGGCAAACCAAGAAUCUUAUCAACACCCGAUGCCCCCAUACUCACAGGAAUGAAAAAAUGGUGCCAGGAAUACAAAGACAGGACUAUGGAUAUACCAGGCCUCCAGAAGGAAAUAGACUUAUAUAUGGAGGAAUUUGACAGGAAGCAAAAGGAGGAGGAGGAGCGACUGCAGAGUCAGGAAGGUGUGCCUGAUGAAGAUGGUUGGGUGACUGUCACCAAGUUUGGCAAAAAUAAAGGCAUCCCUAGGACUGAGGUUCAAGAAAAGCGGAUCACAGAUAAGGAGAGGAAAAAGAGGAAAGAUAAGGAGCUGUUGAAUUUCUACUCAUUCCAAAUGCGAGAAUCAAAGAGAGAACAUUUAGCAACAUUGAGACAAAAGUUUGAGGAAGAUAAACAGAGAAUAGCAAUGAUGAAGGCUUCUCGCAAGUUCAAACCUUACUGA